Nerophis lumbriciformis (worm pipefish) is the source of this 4157-nucleotide messenger RNA. RefSeq names its product leucine zipper, putative tumor suppressor 2a (gene lzts2a). Lineage: Eukaryota; Metazoa; Chordata; Actinopteri; Syngnathiformes; Syngnathidae. Gene Ontology annotation, biological process: negative regulation of canonical Wnt signaling pathway; cell division. The record is from RefSeq and is a predicted model, not a curated record.
AACAGCAGCCGCUACUUGGGGGGACCUCUUUUGGACGGGCUCGUCCGCAGGACAACCGGAGACUCCUCGGCGGGGAAAACACCCCCAAAAGUCUCGGAAAGAAGAGCAAAGACUGAUUAAAGUUGAAGUCCGAUACACGAAAGCGUUUCCUGGGGGUGGGGAAGGAAUACUGUUGUCCUGGAGCAUUGCUUGAGGCUGGAAGCCCAGAGAUGAGCGGUCUCUUAGGAUGAAAACCGUCUUCCACCGCCCUGUCUCCCCCAGACCUGCAGGAGGAGCACGUCGGGCCUCAGCGUGAGAUUGCGUGGUGUGGCUAACGCCGUCGAGGUGCCAUGGCUCUCGUCCAGGCUUUUCCUGUUACUGACCACCCCAAUCCCAGUCUCGACGCCCAGCAGUGCCAGCCGUUGCCAUCUCAGUCAGCCCCUGCCUCCUGCAGCACGACCACAGCCAUGGGUUCCGUAAGUAGUCUCAUAUCGGGCCGCACGUACCAAGAGAGGCACUGCCGAGCCGCCAGCGAGUUCACCGCCAAGGCUCGACGCUCCACGCCAGCUACCAGCUGCUUCCGGCUCCAGGACAACACACUUCGCAGCGGAAGCUCCUUAGAGCAACUUCUGGUGAUCAACAACCAGGCGCAGCCCCAGGCAAAGAUUCUACCUCCACCUCUGCCCACCAAGAAGCAGCCUCGGCCGGGAAACUCCACGGAAGGUGGAAGCUUAACAACCGCUGGUGCCACAGGCGGAGGAAUUAAUAAGAACUUAGGAUGUGUAAGCAAUGACAUGGUAGUCGGGGACUGGAAUGACAACCUGGUCGUGGCUACUGCAAGUCCCUGCAGCGACUCAGAGGACCAAAAGGACAACAGGACUUUGAAUGGGAACAUUGGAGGACCUCCGCCAAAACUCAUCCCAGUUUCUGGACAGUUAGAGAAGAACAUGGAGAAAGUGCUGAUCCGUCCUACAGCGUUCAAGCCUGUCGUUCCCAAGAAUCGCCAUUCCGUGCAUUACCUGUCUCCACGGCCAGGGGGCAGCAGUCUGUCAGAAAGCCAGGGCAGCCUCAACCUCCUCCUGCCCCUCUCAGCAUCCGGCGGUGCCAACGGGCCCAGCGGCGGCUCCGCUUCUGAAGAGAAGCGCGACUCCUACUGCGGGGGGCGCAACGCUCGAAGCAGCCAGUCCUGCUCCAUGUCGGACUCCGGGAGGAACUCUCUCUCCAGCCUUCCCACUCACAGCAGCACAGGCUACAGUUUGGCCCCCAGUGAAGGCUCCAGUUCGGGCUCGGGCUCCGGGGGGCAGUUGGAGCCAGGGCAGGCUCUGGUUCGAAACAUUUCAGGUGGAAUCGGGGGACACGGUCACUCAGACAGUGGACGCUCGUCAUCCAGUAAGAGCACUGGGUCCGGGUCGCUAAGCGGGCGCGGGCAGCCCCUGUCCGACAGCGGCUCAUGCGGCCACUCGUCGCCACCUGCGGAGGCCUACGAGGUGGUGGUGAAGGACCUGGAGGAAAAGCUGAGGGAGCGCGACAUGGAGCUUCAGCAUCUGAGGGAAAACCUGGACGAGAACGAAGCUGCCAUCUGCCAGGUUUAUGAGGAGAAGCAACAUCGCUGUGAGAGAGAGAUGGAAGAGCUGAGACAAAAUUGUGCCACCAAGAUGAAGCAUGCCUCCCAGAAGGCCCAGAGGGCUCAGCAAGUCUUACAGUUACAGGUGUUUCAACUACAGCAAGAGAAAAAGAAGCUCCAGGAGGACUUCUCGUCUCUGCUGCAGGACAGGGAAACCCUGGAGAGGAGGUGUGCCACCAUCCAGCGAGAGCAGACCCAGCUGGGUCCUCGACUCGAGGAGACCAAGUGGGAGGUGUGUCAGAAGUCAGGGGAGAUCUCCCUCCUGAAGCAGCAGCUGAAGGAGAUGCAGGCAGAGCUCAGCCAGAAGGCUGGCGACAUCGUGGUGCUGAGGGCCCAGCUGAGAGAAGCCCGAUCGGAGCUGCAGGCCAGCCAGGUUCGCUCUCAGGAGGCCCAGGCGGCGCUGCGGACACGAUCUCUGGAGCUGGAGGUCUGCGAGAACGAACUCCAGAGGAGGAAGAGCGAAGCCGAGCUGCUGCGGGAGAAAGUGCUGCGCCUGGAGGAGGAGCUGGUCCGCCUCCGGGACACUCUGGCCAGUCACGGCGGAGGCAUGAAGGGUCAGUGCAUGAGCCUGACCCUGCAGCAGGGGAGGGGACUGCCGGGGCGGGGCGGCCCCAGCCCUUCUGUGUACCGGGAUGUGGAGGACGGUCAUCUGGUCUGGGGAGGAGAGAGCGAUGAAGCCAAGGCACAAAGACAGAAUGCAGAAACCCUGCUGGGACUCAGACAACAGGUGGACAGGUUGAAGGCUGAGCUCAUUUAUGAGAGGAGGUCAAGCGAGGAGCAGAUGUCUCGAUUUGAGGAUGAAAGGAGGGUGUGGCAGGAGGAGAAAGAAAAGGUGAUCCGCUACCAGAAGCAGCUGCAGCAGAACUACAUCCAGAUGUACCGACGAAACCGGGACCUGGAGCGAGUGAUGCGGGAGCUGAGCCUGGAGCUGGAGAACAGGGACAUGAUGGACGACUACGAGGUCCACAGCGGCAGCAACGAGAUCCACUUUGAGGAGAUCACCGCCACUGAGAUUUAAAAACUCAACGUGAAAAUGAUUAACGGUAGACACAGACCAAACACCAGACCAAAACAAACACGGCUGACUUUUACCUCUCGAGCAGCUCCCAAAGGUGCGUUGUUACUCUCUCUCUCUCCUACACUCUACAUGAUCUUUCAUUCGGUGUUUCACCUGCAGCACAAAACCUCUUCUCUUCUUUGGGAGCAAAAGCAGUGUUUGAAUCAGGGUAUUCAGGAAGUGGAAAUGCAAAAAAAGGUAAACAAUAGGGCACCAGCAUGCAUGUUCAAUAAUGAUGUCAUCAUAAUCCUCACUGCUAAAUAUUCAUAUAAUCCUUUAGACCUCAGCAUUGUCACUAUGUAACUGCUGCACUGAGCCCCAAACUUAUAACCAAGGGGACAAGAAUUCCAAAUAUGCUGUCUUCUCUGUCGGGGAUAUUCGCCUGACCAUGCUCAUCUGGUAGUACCACUCUCUUCCCAAAGGGGGAGGCACAGUGCAAACUUUUUCACUGCAAUUAUCCACGUUCAAAUUGCACCAGGACGCAUCAGGAACUCUAACAAUGGAGAGCAAGUGUCUCCUAUAUACUUAUUUUAUCUAAGAGGAGAAUGAGGGCGAUAAAGUGGAGUAUAAUACUGCAGCUUCCGUGUCUAAGCCACACGAACAAGGUAAAUGAAUGUUUAGUUGUUUUCAUUUGCCGCCGCGAAUCCUCGAUUUGUUAAACCAGGGAGUACUACAAAUACCGUAUUUUUCACAGUAUAAGUCGCUCCGGAGUAUAAGUCACACCAGCCGAAAUUGCAUAAUAAAGAAGGAAAAAAAACAUAUAUAAGUCGCAUUUUUGGGGGAAAUUUAUUUGAUAAAACCCAACACCAAGAAUAGACUUUUGAAAGGCAAUUUAAAAUAAAUAAAGAAUAGUGAACAACAGGCUGAAUAAGUGUACGUUAUAUGAGGCAUAAAUAACCAACUGAGAAGGUGCCUGGUACGUUAACAUAACAUAUUAUGGUAAGAGUCAUUCAAAUAACUAUAACAUAUAGAACAUGCUAUACGUUUACCAAACAAUCUGUCACUCCUAAUCGCUAAAUCCCAUGAAAUCUUAUAUGUCCAGUCUCUUACGUGAAUGAGCUAAAUAAUAUUAUUUGAUAUUUUACGGUAAUUUGUUAAAGGGGAACAUUAUCACCAGACCUAUGUACCGGUAAGCGUCAAUAUAUACCUUGAUGUUGCAGAAAAAAGACCUUUUUUUUUUUUUAACCGAUUUCCGAACUCUAAAUGGGUGAAUUUUGGCGAAUUAAACGCCUUUCUAAUAUUCGCUCUCGAACGUGACGUCACAUCGGGAAGCAAUCCGCCAUUUUCUCAAACACCGAGUCAAAUCAGCUCUGUUAUUUUCCGUUUUUUCGACUGUUUUCCGUACCUUGGAGACAUCAUGCCUCGUCGGUGUGUUGUCGGAGGGUGUAACAACACGAACAGGGACGGAUUCAAGUUGCACCAGUGGCCCAAAGAUGCGAAAGUGGCAAGAAAUUGGACGUUUGUUCCGCACACUUUACCGACGAAAGCUAUGCUACG